This is a messenger RNA of Salvelinus fontinalis (brook trout), 8663 nucleotides long. RefSeq names its product mitotic deacetylase-associated SANT domain protein-like. Gene Ontology annotation, cellular component: histone deacetylase complex; transcription regulator complex. The coding region runs from base 860 to 4972 and encodes 1370 amino acids. Gene Ontology annotation, biological process: regulation of transcription by RNA polymerase II; negative regulation of DNA-templated transcription. NCBI's taxonomy places the organism in Eukaryota, Metazoa, Chordata, Actinopteri, Salmoniformes, Salmonidae. The record is from RefSeq and is a predicted model, not a curated record. The transcript has 14 exons. Gene Ontology annotation, molecular function: transcription corepressor activity.
UUUGCGGUAUUUCACCGCAUGGAUCUGAGUAGUACUUUUGACGCGUAAAUUACAUCGCCCCUCAUGCAAGAGGAAAACCAUAUAUGGUCGUGGAAGUAGGUGUGGCGAGCAGACUGGAGAGGAUCACAAGGAUGAGCCGAAAGAAUGUGUUGUUCGAUUGAGAGAGCGUUCUGCAGCGGGAGAAACAAGGCCUCGUAGGACAGCGGAUGUGUUGUGUACAUGUAGGCUAUUUGUGCAAUAGUAACGCAAUAAUGUGCAACACUUAUUGUGCGACAUUGUCCAUAUUCCUGCAGAUCGUUGCUCCAUUUUGGACCGGAUAGCACGUUUGUUUGAAUGACAUCGAUCUACCUCAUUCUUUGACUUGAAAAAUAAUAGUGAGGUCAGCAUAGAAUGACUCAACGCUAGAGAUGCAUGCAGUCAUAUCUCCGUUCGAUUGCACACUGUGGGGCGCGUGGACCCGGGGACAGUUGCUGCACUGGUGGUCACCGCAGAAACAUGGCAAGCACAGGUGUCUCCCAUGAAUGAACGAGGCCAGUGGACAUCCAGACAUCUCUAUCAGCACCGGCAACCUCUCAAUACAGCAGGAAGAGGAGUUCAAGGGGAGAAGGAGAAGAUUGGGUUUUGUCUACGUCCAAUCCAACUCCUUGGCUUUUGGUUGCAUAUGUGGUUUGGUGAUUUCCGUUAAAAUAUGCAACCCCCUCUCCUAGGGUGUGUGCUGUGAACUUUCUAUUCCCUUUAUCUUCAGAUAAGGCCAGUGGAAGAGGACCACGUUGGGACAUACGUUGAUUGGUGGUCUGUGUGGUUGGGGGACUGUUAUGCACCUAGUACCUCAUAGUCCCCCCACCUCGCCCCGUUAUUCAUGCCAGCCAUGAGUUUACCACCCCAGCAGAAACCCAACAGUAAGAGAACAGGCAAGCGCAUCUCUUUUUUCAACGACCAAGGAGUGGCGAUGAAGGAGACGUCUUCUCAGCAGAAUCCAGAAGGUUCUUGCUACGGCCUUGGUGCCCCAGCCUCAGGGCCUGGUCCUGGGCAGAGUGAGGCUGCAGGCACCGUCACCUCCACAACCUCCAACCCAGAGGCUCCACAUACUGGUGUGUACCUUAACUCAGUGAUCUUCAGUCCAGAGAAAGGAGACCAGAGUCGGGGACAUUACCAACAGACUGUACCCAUGAAGUGGGCACACCAGGACCCAGCAGCUCAACCACAGCCUCACCAGAGAACUGGGACUGGGACUGGGACUGGGACUGGGAACUGGACACAGGGUGUCACUAUGGCUAACUGGGGUCAGAACUUUGCUCCCUACCUAGGGGGCGUCAACGUCAGUGACUCACGGUCCCAGACCCAGACUGCCUUUGCCAAGCAGCAGAUCCGUGAGGGGCCUCCACCCCUGCAGCCACAGCAGCCACAGCCUCCUAGUAGGGCUGCAGAGAAGCAGCCUCCCCAGCAGCAGCAGGUGGUUAACCCUAACCCUCUGCCUGCUGGAGGAGAGGCCUACAGAGACGUUAGAGACGUGGCCAAGCCUCGCAGCCUAGAGUGGGAGCAGCAGCAUCAGGCCUCCCAACAGCAACAGCAGUCCCAGACUCAGGAAUUCCCACAGACCCUUAAGCCUGGGGCUCUAAAUGCCCAACAGCACAGCACAUCCAACCCUGCGAGCAGCUCCGUGCUUCAGCCCUUCCAGCUAGCCUUCGGCCAGCCUAAGCAACACCUAACGGCUGGCUACUACCAGGUGUUUCAGGGGGGCAAUAGGACAUUACCUAAUCUGAACUACAAUGCCCAACAGCCCAAACCCCAACCACAUCCACAGACCCAACUUCGUCCACAGCUCCAGCAGCAGCUGCAACAGACCCAACAGCAUCCACAGCUCCAGCAGCAGCUGCAACAGACCCAACAGCAUCCACAGGUCCAGCAGCAGCUGCAACAGACCCAACAGCAUCCACAGGUCCAGCAGCAGCUGCAACAGACCCAACAGCGUCCACAGCUCCAGCAGCAGCUGCAACAGACCCAACAGCGUCCACAGCUCCAGCAGCAGCUGCAACAGACCCAACAGCAUCCACAGCUCCAGCAGCAGCUGCAACAGACCCAACAGCAGCUGCAACAGACCCAACAGCAUCCACAGCUCCAGCAGCAGCUGCAAAAGACCCAACAGCAUCCACAGCUCCAGCAGCAGCUGCAACAGACCCAACAGCGUCCACAACUCCAGCAGCAGCUGCAACAACGACAACAGCAACAGAAACAAAUAUUACAGCAACAACAACAAAUGCAACAACAACAUCAUAAGAUGCAACAGCAGCAAAUGCUUCAGCAUCAACAGCAACUACAACAACAGCAACAACAACUACACAUAAAACAAGAGCAACAGUUACAACAGCAACAACAAAUACAACAGCAACAGCAAAUACAGCAACAAUUACAGCAACAACAACAAAUACAACAACAGCAAUUGCAGCAACAACAACUCCAACAUGUUCUAGAAUACUACCCCAGCAGCCAGAACCCACCUACCCACCCACACCCUCACUCCCAGCCGCCCGUGUUAGUGCCCUCCCAAGAGCCCUGUGCUCAGGCAGCAUCCUCCACAGACCUCCAGGAGAUGUCCCCAGUCCCUCCAAACACCCCCCCACACACAGACUCCCAGCUCCCCCCCACGGAGACCCAGCUCCAACCUCCCCAUAUCCAGCUGCAGCCUCGAAGGUCCAGGAGACUCUCCAAGGAAGGUGGACCACCACCAGUUGACAACCCCUUCCUCAUACCAUCUGAUGGGGCCCAGAAUGGGGCCUCUGAGGAGCCAGGUGGAGCACCGAAGGCGGAUGAAGUCCACGUUGCCCAGAUGGCCCCUACAGGGGUCAUCCAGAGCACACGCAGGAAACGGAGGGUCUCCCAGGAGGUUAACCUGGAGACGCUGGCCCAGAAAGCCUCAGAGAUGGAGUCCCUACCGCCACACAUCGUCAAGGCACAGCACCACAGGCCCUGGAGCCCCCAGAGACCAGCACCAGGGCGAGGGACCAUGGACAAGGAUUCAGGGGGCCACAGUGCCAAGCGGCCCCGUGAUGAGAGCAUGAUGCCCCUGGUCAUCCCUGUGUCAGUCCCUGUACGGAGGCCAGACCCCUCCUCGUCCUCGUCCUCCCCAGACGGGGAGCACUCUACCCCGGGGACAGGCUGGCCACAGAGACCCUUCACCCUCCAGGACGUGACCAGUAUGGACGGCAAACCCUCCGUCAUUGUCACCCGCAGGCGAUCUCUCAGGAACUCUCUGUCAGAGAGCUCAGGACAGAACAGCGGAAUCGAGGGAGGGAACGACAACGACGGCAAGAAGCCCAAACGCCGUCCCCGGCCCGAACCCCUCUUCAUCCCCCCUCCCAAGCCUGGCACCUUCAUCGCCCCUCCUGUCUACUCCUGCAUCACUCCCUACCAGAGCCACCUCCGCUCCCCUGUCCGGCUUAUAGACAACCCCCUGACCAUGCCACCCUACACCCCCCCGCCCAUCCUCAGCCCGGUGAGAGAGGGAUCAGGUCUCUACUUUUCUACCUUCCUCUCCUCUGCUGCAUCCAGCCAGGGUCUGCCUCCACCCAGGGUCUGCCUCCAGCCAGGGUCUGCCUCCAACCAGGGUCUGCCUCCACCCAUCACGCCCAAAUCAGCCACUCGCAGCCUGCUGCGAUCCAACAGCGUUGACAUAACCCCACCACUGCUCUCGGCGAUCGGUGAGGCCACUCCGGUCAACAUAGAACCGCGUAUAAACAUCGGUGUGAGGUACCAGGCAGAGGUACCAGAGCUGAGGCAGCGUUCAGCGGCCCAACAAGACCAUCCCAAGGCUGAGCUGGUCUGGGCUCCUCUCCACGACCUGGAGGCUAAACCUGGAGACCAGGAGAGAGUGGAUGACCUCAUGAACCUGGCGUGCUCAAGCGCUCUGCACGGCGGAGGGACCAAUCAGGAGCUGGCUCUGCACUGCCUGUACGAGUGCAAGGGUGACAUCAUGGAAGCGUUGGUCCUCCUGCUAUUGAAAACCCCCAUCUUCCCAAAGAACCACCGUCUAGGAUACUACCACUACUCCGGGUCAGACAGCUGGACCCCAGUUGAGAGAAGUUGCUUUAACAAAGGAAUCGCUGCCUAUAAGAAAGACUUCUUCAUGGUCCAGAAACUGUUCCUUUCCUCCGGCUCCAAUCCGCUUGGUCCUGUUGUGGUGGGUGUUUCUGUAAAGGCAGUCAAUGUCGUUCUCCUCCUCAGACGAGGAGGAGCAUGGAUCGGACCAAGAUGCGGAUUGGUAAGCACUAAGACGGUGGCUCAGUGUGUGGAGUUCUACUACAGCUAUAAGAGGCAGGUGAAGACGGGUCGGAGCGGAGUUCUGAUCUAUGGAGACAUGGAUCCACCUGAGAGCAGGAACACUGAGGAGGACCUGGACCACAAGAGCUCUCAGAGAUUAGAAUGUCGGAAGGAAGAGGAAGACAACAGGAACUGGGAGGGGUCAUUUGACAGGAAGCAGCGGGGCUCCAGUCCAAGCAGGAUGACACAGACGUUACAGACCACAGAGAACGCUGGAGCGGUCCUGGUGCUGAAGACACAGGAGGAUGUGAGGAGAGACCAGAUGUCUUCCCGGGUCAGUCACCCCCCUCAGCGCCCUCCCAGCGCCCCCUCCAAACCACGGCCGCCUCCCAAGACGGGGACCAUAUCAGGGACCAAGGGCCCCGCCGGACCAGAGGGAGAGUUCCCUUGCAAGAAGUGUGGCAGGAUCUUCUACAAGGUGAAGAGCCGCAGUGCCCACAUGAAGAGUCACGCGGAGCAGGAGAAGAAGGCCGCAGCGCUGAGGCAGAAGGAGGCGGAGGAGAAGGCAGCGGCCCAGGCGGCGGCAGAGGCUGCAGCGUUACUGGCCGCGCGGCAGAACGGGGAACGGGAGGGGAACACAGCCGGAGGAGACAGCACAAACGAUGACUCAUCUGAGGGAAAUGAUGAUGAAGAGGAAGAUGAGGACUGGCACUGAGACCAUAGAGAUAGAAAAGGAGCCCACCCCACCUGUCUUUGCCAUUAUGGAAAGUGCACACUCAAUCUAUCUGGCUAAGACAGACAGACAGACACACUGACAAACAGACAGCCCUCUCCACUGUCAGGGUGAGGGGUAACAAACAGAACAGAGCAGAACUCUGAGGCCUCAGAACCCUAGUGCCCUCGAGUGUUCAGCUACGGCUCCUAGUGCUCAAGGGACAUUUUACGCCCUCUUGUUACGCCUGAUUUAGCAGCAUUUCUCUGGGAAAAAACUGUCUUUAUAAACCAACUGCUUUUUUAUUGUUUCAUGGAACAGGAUCUCCUAUCUUGACACUUUCAGGGACAAGUUCUCUCACGUGUUUUCUCCCUCUUCCCUUUAACCUGCUUGUGAAGUGUUCAGGGGUUAACUCUCUCUCAGGCACACAGUAGGGCAGGAAAGAAAGCCAUGCCAUCUCUCUCUAACACCAAUACUUUUCUUUCUCCUGUCUGCCAUCCACCCCUGGCUUCUUCCUCUUCCUGUCAGCACUUUCAGCCAAUCACAACACAGCACACAGACUCAUCAGGUGGGAACUAUAUAGCCACGCCCCCAGCCCAGCCUUUUAAAACUAGAAUAGUUUGUGAUGCCUGGCAAUGCAAGACUACAUGAACCACAAUGCAACCCGGCUUGGCCACUGCUUUCUCUACUCUCUGCUCCCCAGUUUGAUAUGUUAUUAUGAAUAGAAGGACACCAUAUGAGUGAUUGGGACCAUGCAAUAUUGAAGUUGAAAGGACUUCCAGGUCAUGAAAAGCCCAGAUAGACUGAUGUGGUGAUAACACCAAAGAUGGUGGAUAAAUGAAGAUUUCGCACUCAGGCAGUUUACCAUUGAAAAAAAUGGUCAGUGCUUAAGGGGGUGGCUCUCUCAUAGGCACCAAUGCAUUAGUAGCUGGGUCUGAUCCGCCUAGUUCAUUGACUGUACAUGAAGUGGGAUGUCUCACUUCUUCCGUCUCUCGUAACACUGCCUGUGUGGAGGCUUACCUACAUGUGAAGGAAGGACAGUUUAUGGAACAGAACACACAUCGUUGUGUGAGUUUCAGCGUUUUUCCUGUUUGGGACUUUUUCACUCACUCAAGGCUGCCAAAAGCUUGCACAGAUGCGUCGGUCCUCAGUUCACCAAACUGGUUUCGUCUUCGUUUCAAAUGCUGUUCUUUUGAGUUUUAGUUGUGUGAAUCCCUACCCUGAUCACUUUGGUUAUAGUCAUCAUGUGGUGUUUCUCCUCACUGUCGAUGCCUUGGAUGUUGUUAACGCUUUUUAUCUUUGGAUGAACGACAAUCAAUUUUACAAAGGUUCUUUUUAUAUUCAACGAAUUACUGUUGCUUUUUUGCUUAUUAUAUCAAAUUGUUAAUGUUGUUUUUUGUUAAUAAUAUUGUUAUUAAUAAUGUCACUGUUGUCUCUUGUAUUAUUGUGAUUUUGGGUUGUUUUUGCGGCAGGUUGCUUUGGAGAUCUCUUUCUCAUUUGACUGUAGUUUCGGGUUAUUUAAGACAUUGCUUUCGCUGUCUGUUUUGAACUGUGAGGUUUUAGAAUGACAUCUAAAGACAGUCUGAGUAGAGAAGAGAUGUGAAACAGAAUUGUAAACGUGCAGUAGGUAGAACAACCACGUGAUCCCUGAUGACAACACCCCCUCCCCCUUAUUUAUUGUAUCCAGAUGUCACCCAAAUGUAAAACGGUUUAGGUAAGGUAACGGUAGGGGUUAAGGUCAGGGUUUGGGUUGGGUUUAGGGUACGGACAUCCCAAGGAUUCCGGGAUAGCACUAACCACAUCAUCACGGCAGGAGGAAAGAGUGAGGAAAACAUGAUGAUGGUGUUGACUUGAAUGGGUAUGUCCACUCUAUUUAUAGUCUGGACUCUUCGAAAAGGAUGUCUCUAUCUAUCUGACUAUCUUAUUGUCGACAUAUCUCGUUCUGCCAAGCUCCAUAUCUCUAUCUCUAUUGCCUCUGCCAAGCGCCAGACCAGACUCUAUCUGUCGCCAAGGCAACAAACGAGCAGGCUGAAGAUUCUUCUUAAGCAGUCAGCCACAGUGGGGAGCAGAGAGGAACAGCUCCAAUUACCGGACCCAGUUAAACCUACCUGGGUACUAUGCACUGUGUGUGUGUCAGAGGAGGCUGGCGGGGAGGGCUAUAGGAGGACGGGCUCAUUGUAAUGGAAUACAUGGAACAGUAUCAAACAUUUACAUUUGAGUCAUUUAGCAGACACUUUUAUCCAGAGCGACUUACAGGAGCAAUUAGGGUUAAGUGCCUUGCUCAAGGACACAUCGACAUAUUUUUCGCCUAGUCAGCUCGGGAAUUCCAACCAACAACCUUUUGGUUACCGGCCCAAUGCUCUUAUCUCCUAGGCUACCUGCCACCACCAGAAACAACGUGUUUGACUCCAUUCCACUGAUUCCAUUCCAGACAUUACAAACAGCCCAUACUCCUAUUAUAGCUCCUCCCACCGGCCUCUUCUGGAGUGUUUGUUUGUGAGUGUGUGGUGUGUAUGUAUUCUGGAGUGUUUGUGAGUGUGUGGUGUGUAUGUAUUCUGGAGUGUUUGUGAGUGUGUGGUGUGUAUGUAUUCUGGAGUGUUUGUGAGUGUGUGGUGUGUAUGUAUUCUGGACUGUUUGUGAGUGUGUGGUGUGUAUGUAUUCUGGACUGUUUGUGAGUGUGUGGUGUGUAUGUAUUCUGGACUGUUUGUGAGUGUGUGGUGUGUAUGUAUUCUGGACUGUUUGUGAGUGUGUGGUGUGUAUGUAUUCUGGAGUGUUUGUGAGUGUGUGGUGUGUAUGCAUUCUGGAGUGUUUGUGAGUGUGUGGUGUGUAUGUAUUCUGGAGUGUUUGUGAGUGUGUGGUGUGUAUGCAUUCUGGAGUGUUUGUGAGUGUGUGGUGUGUAUGCAUUCUGGAGUGUUUGUGAGUGUGUGGUGUGUAUGUAUUCUGGAGUGUUUGUGAGUGUGUGGUGUGUAUGUAUUCUGGAGUGUUUGUGAGUGUGUGAUGUGUGUGAUGUGUAUGCAUUCUGGAGUGUUUGUGAGUGUGUGGUGUGUAUGCAUUCUGGAGUGUUUGUGAGUGUGUGGUGUGUAUGUAUUCUGGAGUGUUUGUGAGUGUGUGAUGUGUGUGAUCUGUAUGCAUUCUGGAGUGUUUGUGAGUGUGUGGAAUGCCGCUUGCAAGUUUGCUUUUUCUAGUCAAAUAUCAUGAAAUAUAAUUUAGCCAGUUGAGAGAAGAGGUAUUAUUCUGACUGUUCACUUUUGUUAUCUCAAUUUAUCUCUCCUUACCCUUUUUUAAAUUAUUAUUUUACUCCCCACAAGAUUGUCAUGGGGAAUUGUUUGUUUUGAAAUGUAAUUUUAAUACUGUAAAACAGAAUUAAGGAGGAAAUUGAGGGAGGGCAUGCCACAAAUGCCAAGAAGCUGGAAGCCUUAUUCACUUUCAUUCAAUUAGUUAAGGGAAUAAAACACUUUACAUUUUAUUUACAUUAAGAAUAUCUAUGAAUUCAACUCUAUGAAUGCAUAAUUUGUAUGCUAUUUUCCUAUGGGGUUCAUUUCACACUAAUGAUGUAAAAUGGAAUGGAAUCUCAAUUGCUUUUUACUACAAUGUAACUUAUUUGGUUAAAUUAGAUUUUUACUACCUGUGUGUUUUUGUAAUAAAAAAUGGGGAAAGCACUGUUUAUUAAAAUGUUACAAUACUCAUGAAAUAA